Messenger RNA from Octopus sinensis (East Asian common octopus), 1425 nucleotides. RefSeq names its product fibroblast growth factor 1. The transcript has 5 exons. Gene Ontology annotation, molecular function: growth factor activity; fibroblast growth factor receptor binding. Gene Ontology annotation, cellular component: cytoplasm. Bases 654 to 1106 code for a protein of 150 amino acids. The record is from RefSeq and is a predicted model, not a curated record. Lineage: Eukaryota; Metazoa; Mollusca; Cephalopoda; Octopoda; Octopodidae. Gene Ontology annotation, biological process: animal organ morphogenesis; positive regulation of protein phosphorylation; fibroblast growth factor receptor signaling pathway.
AAAUGAAGGCAGGAGGAAACCAACCAACGAACCCGCCAGCCAGCCAACAACCAGCCGACAAGCCAACCAGCCGACAAGCCAGCCGACCAACCAAAUUAACCUAAACAAGUUAACUACGCUCAAAAGACACAAAACGGUGUGAAGUUUUCGGCUGCAGUCAGGCUGGCUCUGCAUUCUUCUGGUUAAAUACAGCAACUGUGAGAUUUUAUAUACUUUUCGAAGAGGAUUCUUUAUAAGUUCUUCUUAAUUUUUGCUCUUUCUUGCCGUCGCUGUCUUUAUAAUUUUCUCUGUGGUCUCUCUCUUUUCCGUGUGUCUUUCGUACUCUGCUACUGAAAGAAGAUAAUAGCAACAGCAACCAGGAUAAUAACGACAACGAAGACAAACGUUAUCGUAUUUAUGGAUCAAUGACUACGGUGUCACUACCAUCACAAUCACCGGCACCACCACCAAGAACAACGACAACAACAGUUUGACACGGACACACAGACACACAUAUAAAACAUAAAACAUUAAAUCAUAACGAUAAUAUUUAAUAAAUACAAUCAAGCUGAAAGAUUGAGAGACGAAGGAAAACUUAAGAAAUCCAAGCUUGUAGUAAACCAGACCUAGUUUCAUCAUCGAGAAAGCAGUCUUUAUUGUGUGCAAAGGGAACAAUGACUUUGGAAGAACCAAUUCCAUUACCUAACGAUUUCAGAUUCAAUCCAAACCCAAACAAAUGGCAACCUACGAAGAAAUUAAUCAGUCGGACAGGUUAUUUCUUAUGCAUCAACGAAGAUGGACUCGUAUACAGCAGCAUCGAACACGUGGAUUGCAACGCUUUGUUGCAGUUUGAAACAGUGGAUACAGGAAUAGUAACAAUCAAAGGAGUGCAGAGCGGCCGAUACUUGGCAUUCAAUAGCAAAGGAGUUUUAUGUGGUGUGCCAACCAAAGAUGAGUCUUGUAGUUUCCACGAAAGGAUGAAAAGCCUAUACACGCUUUACAAAUCAGAGAAAUAUUCCAAGAAAAAAUGGUUCCUUGCUAUUAGCAAACGCGGCAGAAUAAAGAACGGCAGAAAGUCACGAACACGAAAGAAACAUUCCCAAUUUUUACCAAUAAAAGAUAUGUGAAGGAGUAACCAAGACGACCAGAAUAAAGGAAAUAACUAAAAUAAAUUAUUGUAGCUGGAAAACAAUAAAAACAAAAAACAAAAAUGAAGCCAAAAACAAACAAAAUAACAAAUAAAAAUGAAAAAUAUUAUACAACUAACGAAAGAAAGUGAAACCUCUUGAUCUAUCAAUGGUAAAUUCUAGAAUCAUUUGUCUACCGUCCAUUUAUUAGAAUUUCCUUCAUUAAUAAAUAUAUGAUCUGACGAAGGCUAGCAGGCCGAAACUUCGAAGUCAUUGUCACCCUUUCUUGUAAAGAUUUAAUAAACAUAUUCUUUACUAA